CUAUUAAGACAUGCCGCAACAGUUUGACGCCACGUGAAUAUUGACACCGCUGCAUAAAACCUAAACCAGGGGACAUUUUUGUGGGACAACAGGAGACACACUCGUUCCGCUCACUCUCACUUUCGAGCAACAGAGAAGAUGCAGUUGGUGGGGAACUUGUGUGUUUUGGCGCUGGUGUCAUUUGCGUUGGUUACAGCUGAACAAAACCGAACCUCGGUGCCGUUGCAUGCGAUGGAUCUUCAGCGAGACAGGUUGGCAAACACAACGGCACCUCCAGCCAGACCGACCCUGCUCUGGCUGAUUCAUCAGUCCUUAAGCCACACGCAGAAACCUAAGGAACUUAAGGGAGGUGACUCAAAAGGCGGGGGGGGGGAUAAGAAGCAGGAACCGGAGGAAAAGAAGAAGGAACCAGAGGACAAGAAGAAGGAACCCGACGACAAGAAGAAGGAACCGGAGGACUAUAUAGACCCAGCAGUCAGGACCCGCAAGGAAGGCUGCAAGAUCUUCUACUGGAAGUCCUGGACGGCCUGCUGAAGCUCUCUGCAGCUCAAGAAGACAACGUAUACUCACACCUUGGAGCGUACUUAUAAUGUAGGUUCUGGAGCAGGCCAAAUGCUGUGAAGUGUUAAGUGUAUAAACCUUAACAAUAUCAUCAACUGCCUGGAUCUAAAAGUCCUCGUCUUCUGAAGGUUAUCGUCUUGGCAGUACAGGAUAUGUGUUCAGGAUUCAGGGCACUUCAAUAAAUAGCCCUUCAUGCUACUAUCUUUUUGGAGACUUUGAUCUGGUUCAAAUCCAAGUGCAGCAAUUGCCUUGCGGCUUUGCUCUCUACUAAGUCCUUCUCUUAGUCUCUUUGGAGCAUGAAAGCAGAGUAACGCCAAGCAUCAGACUCUUCUGUCCCAGCUUACUACUACUCUGUUUUCUCAAAGUAUGAAAACGAGCUGUUGUUUACUGUAAUCAAGUUGGGGGCUGUCAUCCUAAAACAAGUUUUAUGACACUCAAUAAAGUAUAU
Gadus chalcogrammus (walleye pollock) is the source of this 1009-nucleotide messenger RNA. RefSeq names its product cGMP-gated cation channel alpha-1-like. Gene Ontology annotation, cellular component: extracellular region. Gene Ontology annotation, molecular function: hormone activity. The transcript has 2 exons. The record is from RefSeq and is a predicted model, not a curated record. NCBI's taxonomy places the organism in Eukaryota, Metazoa, Chordata, Actinopteri, Gadiformes, Gadidae. The coding region runs from base 139 to 534 and encodes 131 amino acids.